Messenger RNA from Annulohypoxylon maeteangense, 1504 nucleotides. RefSeq lists its product as uncharacterized. The transcript has a single exon. The record is from RefSeq and is a predicted model, not a curated record. NCBI's taxonomy places the organism in Eukaryota, Fungi, Ascomycota, Sordariomycetes, Xylariales, Hypoxylaceae. Bases 360 to 1085 code for a protein of 241 amino acids.
AGGAUGAUCCCGGUAAUCUCCUACCCGCCAGCGGGCCUCGCUGCCGAGCCAUUAUUUUAUACAUAUGGACCGCACGUCGUGAAAUCCCGCGUGGUUGUAUCAAACAUUCCACGUUGUUUGCUAUCUUCCUUCUUUAGCAUCCACACUUCUUUCGUUCACCGCGUUUCAUCGCUCGACAUAGGCUUCGCCUGCCACCUUGAAGGGAUAUUCAUUCAUUCCAUCUAUUCAUCCAUUCAUUCUCACCGUCACUCUUUUUGAAGUAUAAAAGUUGUAUACUAUAUAAUUAAUAAAACCUCCUUACAAUCCUUACCUUUUAAGGUCCCAAUACUAUAUCUCGUUCUAUACUCCGAACAAUCAAGAUGUUAGCGAAGCAGCAAAUCCUUUACGCCGCCCUCCUCGCCGGGACCGCGCAGGCCGCCGCCCAGUUCCCGACAUGCAUCACAAGCUGCGUGCGACAGUCCGGGUGCGCGCCCACGGACCUCGACUGCAUGUGCAAGAAGGCGUCUGGCACCUUCCUGUCCGACGUCGUGAUCUGCAUGAACCAGUGGUGCGAUGCCAGCACUAAAUUCUCCGACCUGCUCGGGCCUAUCCAGGCCAAGUGCGACGUACCGGAGACCGCCAUCUCGUCCGCAGAGUCCAAGGCCGGCUUCGACACUGGCUCGGACUCGACCCCGUCCGCUACUUCGAAGCCCAGCUCCACGGGAUCAGGAUCGUCCGCUUCUGUGACCGUGAUCAAGAGCGUUGGCGAGCCCAACAAGAUCGACGGGUCCACCUCCGCGCCUCAGGUCACGGGCAGCGCUACCAAGGCUAGUAGCCCCUCCAGCGCCGUAUACUCGGACUCGACGGCCGUGAUUACGGCGACCCCUGCGGCUUCAGAGUCUCUUCUCGUUGCCGCCACCACUCUUACCUCUGCCGCCAGUGCCGCCAGCACCUCUACCUCCGAAGACUCUAACGACGACUCCAGCUCGUCAUCUGAUGGCAGCCCGGCCGGUGGCCACACAGGCGAUAGUGGUGCCACCACGAGCCAAGCCUCUCUACUAGCUGCUGUGUUGGCUGUCGGUGCUGCUAUGGCCUUCGGCUGGUAAUCACCACCACCCCUAUCCCCCACCUAUCCUCUCCACGCAUUUAUUAGGGGAGGUCUGGGUUCUAAUCUUCUAUCUGUAUGUAUUGGGAGGAGGAAGCGAUGCGCUGUAUAAUAGAUACCCCUGGAUGGACGCCUGGAAUCUCGGCGAGCACUGUCGCACCGGUUGUUAGACAAAUUACAAGCUAGAGUCGAGACAGGACGUGGUAAAGACGAGGCGAAGGAAAGUAAUGCGUAUGGACGUUUACGUCACGGGAUGAGACUGGCUGUGUAGGCGUGUCGCGGUAAUAGGGAUAAAUAAAGAAGCUUGAUCCAAUGGUCGUUUGGCCGUGCAGGGUUCGAUAUACAAACCUUCGAUUAAUGCCUGAUAUUGCAUCGAACUGAAUUAUGAACAGGCCUUAAUAAUCAAUCCCUAUCUCCUCG